CUUCCCCCAGGCAAGAAAAGAAGCAAGGCCGGAGGAGAUAAAGACUCGUCUCCUUACAACACAAAAACUGUUUCACCAACAAAUCUGAUCUCCGAUCGAUCUCUCUUUCGGAUCCCUUGCAAGCUAUUCAGAGACGACAAGAUGAGCCAGAAGCCUCUGAUCUAUGCCUUCGUUUCUCGAGGAACUCUGAUUCUUGCCGACUACACCGAAUUCAGUGGCAACUUCAAUUCCAUCGCCUUUCAGUGCCUCCAGAAGCUUCCAGCUACCAACAACAAGUUCACUUACAACUGUGAUGGUCACACCUUCAACUACCUCGUUGAUAAUGGCUACACAUAUUGUGUUGUUGCAGAUGAGUCGAUUGGAAGACAGGUACCCAUGGCUUUUCUCGAGCGUGUCAAGGAUGAUUUUGUGGCCAAAUAUGGUGGGGGAAAAGCUGCUACUGCUACUGUCAACAGCCUUAACAAGGAGUUUGGGCCCAAAUUGAAGGAACAUAUGCAGUACUGUGUUGAGCACCCUGAAGAGAUAAGCAAGCUUGCAAAAGUGAAAGCUCAGGUUUCAGAAGUUAAAGGAGUCAUGAUGGAGAAUAUUGAAAAGGUUCUGGAUAGGGGGGAAAAGAUAGAGCUUCUGGUAGACAAGACUGAGAAUCUUCAUCACCAGGCACAAGACUUCAGAAAUUCAGGGACCAAAAUCCGUCGGAAAAUGUGGUUACAAAACAUGAAGAUCAAGCUGAUUGUAUUGGGAAUUUUGAUAGCACUCAUUCUCAUAAUCGUCCUAUCUGUCUGUCAUGGGUUCAACUGUGGAAAAUGAGCACCACUGUCCUUGAAACAUUUUAUAUUGUCGUCUGAAACGUUUUGUGAUUAUGUAUGAGGGAAAAUAUCACUUCUUGUUAUGACUCUGUAUGUAGUAAAGUUAGCUAGGCCCAUAUAUCGGUAACUUCUUUGCAGUCCCUAGAUCUUACAAUAUGAUGGAAUUCCCUGACGAAUAUUAAAUUCUGUUAAAAUCUACCUUCCAUUCUCUA
Neltuma alba is the source of this 1018-nucleotide messenger RNA. RefSeq names its product vesicle-associated membrane protein 721. The coding region runs from base 142 to 807 and encodes 221 amino acids. Gene Ontology annotation, biological process: vesicle-mediated transport. The record is from RefSeq and is a predicted model, not a curated record. Gene Ontology annotation, cellular component: membrane. The transcript has 5 exons. Lineage: Eukaryota; Viridiplantae; Streptophyta; Magnoliopsida; Fabales; Fabaceae.